GGAAAGGGGGAGGCGGACCCUACCCCCACGUUGGCAUCGAUUUAAUUCACCCACACGAAUUCUAUAAUAGGUCUAGUCUGCCAGCAUUCCUCUGAACGAAGCUUGCCCCCAGUGGAGGGUACGUCGCGUCCGCAUGUCCGCCCGAACUUCUGACGUCGAUACUGGUGGGCAUCCUUUGUCAACGUGAACGUUCGUGCGAAUUGAUUUUCGUCUAUACAGAGCUUCGCCAUUUACUGCAGGAUUGAAGUUGAAAGAAAUAAAGCAGCAAGCAGGGAACCAAAGGCGAAAUUCAACACCAUGUCAUCGCUCAAUAUUUCCCAAGACGAGCUGAAAUCGCUCGAACAGGCGCGUCAAAGGCUCAUAACCCUCAUCGCGAGCAUCAAUAGCAUGAAGGAGAUGCUUUACCGUAGCGAUCCGCUGCCUCCACCUGCCACACUUGAAAAGCAAAACUUCAUUCUUGCAAAGAACAUCGACUCACUGAUCGGCGUUACUAAAGACAACGCCAAUUUGUUCUCCAGGAUUGUGGUACAUCCGUCGACAAAUUUUCCAGGUCGCGACUACGAACAAAUACUCCAGCAGCUUCUCCGGAAGAAACUUGAGCCCGAUGUCGAGUCCAGCGUCGAGGCGGCCAGGGAAGCAGCCGCUGCGGCAGGCAUCGAGCCUAACAACUUUGUGAACGAUGACGCGGCACGAAAUGGUAGCCGCAGGCGCAAGAGCGCCACACACUACGACAGCGACAGCGACGACGACGAGGAGUAUGCUGGACCCGAGGAGGACGAGUAUGCCGAUGAGGACGGCGAGGGUGGACAGAAGGAGCCGCUAGGUCUUGGCGAUGUCUGGCACGCCAUUCGAAUGUGGAGCAUAGAGCGGUUGGGGGUCUAUGGCAGCUUGGAGGAGCCAAAAAUGUUCACACCGGAGGAGCGCGCGAUCGGAAUCGACAAGGUGCGCACAGGACUGAAGCGCAACUUGGCAGAGCUGGAGCCCGACGACGGCGAAGGGGAGGAUGAAGACGAUGAUGAGGAGGACGAGGGUGUGGAGGAACCCGAGAAGAUCCAGGAGCACACGCAGCAGCACCAGCAGGCACAGCAGCAACCAUUGCUGCAGCAAGCGUCUCAGGAUCCAUCCUUGGACACCGAAUACCUACUGUGGUUCGGCGCGCGCGGAGAUUUAGCCAUGCCGGUAACGGUGGAGCGCUUGUCAGACACAUAUGAACAAGGGAGGAGGGUAGUCAUGAGUAGGAAAUAACGGGAAGCCCCGCUCCAGCAUACUUUUGCUUGCCCAGCUUGGGAAUCUCUGGAGCCUGUGUCCUUCCCCUGGUAACUUCCAAGCCUCAUACAAGAAAAAAAAAAGGUAGUUCUUUCUUCGCGUUUGCUGCACACUCACGCAUUUAAUAAAUAUUUUGGUGCUGCGUGGCAUGCGGUCUGAUCACUAGGCAGGAGCAAUGGACAGGAAAUGCACAGCUAAACUUUAGCAAUCGCCAUAAUAUUAAUCUCAGGACUCAUCCCUGAAGCCCGUAGCUCCGCAAUUGAACCUGUGGC
Pyricularia oryzae 70-15 is the source of this 1538-nucleotide messenger RNA. RefSeq lists its product as uncharacterized. Gene Ontology annotation, molecular function: RNA polymerase II cis-regulatory region sequence-specific DNA binding; transcription coregulator activity. NCBI's taxonomy places the organism in Eukaryota, Fungi, Ascomycota, Sordariomycetes, Magnaporthales, Pyriculariaceae. Gene Ontology annotation, cellular component: core mediator complex; mediator complex. The record is from RefSeq and is a predicted model, not a curated record. Gene Ontology annotation, biological process: regulation of transcription by RNA polymerase II. Bases 298 to 1245 code for a protein of 315 amino acids. The transcript has 2 exons.